CGAUGGGAGGAGGAAGCCAUCUUGUUUUAUUUGCAAGUCUGGAAUAUGGAAGUAGCCUAUGAGUGGACCUUUUUUAGAUCGGCAAUGUAACGCCAGAUUCAGUUUCUAUGAUAACCUCCAGUAACUGUCCUAUUUAGUAAACGGAGUCCCAGUCCCCGGUAGUGACUCCAGGCCACGGAGAAAGGGUUGGCUUAUCUGAUUUCUGUGUAGAGCAGCUAAGAUGAAUGGAGGAUAAAUGUUGCUGAAGGCGAACCGCAGCAGUUUCGCUCUUCUCCUAUCCCUUUUCGCCCUGACCCUCACAGACCCGCCACAGACAGGUUCACGUCUGGCUUUGGCAGGACUAUCAGAGCUGCGCUGCGGGACGGGGCAGUUCUCCUGCCACAGUGGGAAGGUGCAGUGCAUUCCCCAGGCCUGGCAGUGCGACGGCUGGGCCGCCUGUGAGGACAAGAGCGAUGAGAGGGACUGUCCCCCUCUGAAGGAAGAAAGGUAUCGCUAUGGUAACGGGUUUGACCAAUUGGAGGAGGUGAUGGGUGUGGCCCAGCCCAUGCGUUUCAACAAAAAAUGCCCCAACGCCUGGCAUCACUAUGAGAAGACGGCUAGCUGCUAUAAGGUGUACCUGCGGAACGAGAACUACUGGCAGGCGGUGGACACCUGUCAGAAGGUCAACGGAUCCCUGGCCACCUUCGUUACAAACGAAGAGCUGCAGUUCAUCCUCAAGAUCCAGGUGGACUUCGACGACAACGUGUGUGAGAGAAAGGACCAAUGCAAGUUCUGGGUCGGGUACCAGUAUGUGAUCAGCAGUCAGAACCACACGCUGGAGGGCCGCUGGGAGGUGGCAAAUAAAGGCUCCAUGCAGGUGUUCCUGCCCCCGGAGGGGCUGACGCGGUUCGGGGAGGGGGCGGCCACGCCCAGCCAGGACAGCGUGUUCUGUGCCCAGCUGCAGCGCUUCCACAUGGGCAGCAUGAACGAGCGCGGUCUGCACAGCUGGCACGCCGACAACUGCUACAAGAAGUUCCCCUUCCUGUGCAAGCGCCGGCAGACGUGCGUGGACAUCAAGGACAACGUGGUGAGCGAGGGCUUCUACUUCACGCCCAAGGGGGACGACCCGUGCCUGAGCUGCACGUGUCACGCGGGCGAGCCGGAGAUGUGCGUGGCGGCGCUCUGCGAGCGGCCCCAGGGCUGCCAGCACUUCCGCAAGGACCCCAAGCAGUGCUGCAAGUUCACCUGCCUGGACCCCGAUGGGAGCAGUCUGUUUGACUCCAUGGCGAGUGGGAUGCGAUUGAUCGUCAGCUGCAUCUCCUCCUUCCUCAUCCUCUCCCUCCUGCUCUUCAUGGUGCAUCGUCUGCGGCAGCGCCGGAGGGAACGCAUUGAGACGCUCAUCGGAGGCAACCUGCAUCAUUUUAACCUGGGACGUAGAGUUCCUGGGUUCGAUUACGCACCGGAUGCGUUUGGGACAGGCCUGACCCCACUGCACCUCUCUGACGACGGGGAGGGGGGUGCAUUUCAUUUCCAGGAGCCCCCCCCGCCCUACUACAAAUACCCAGACAUCCCCCCACCCCCCUACGAGGCAUCAAUCAACCCCAACAGCGCCCUCUACCUGCAGCUCGGGCGGGACGUUCCUCCGCCGCCCAAUGGCAGCCAGCCGGAGGCGGAGCCCGGGGAGCCCCAGCAGGAAGUCCCCGCCUCCGGCCCCGCCCCCGGGGAGCACCGCCCCUCGCAGCAGCGCGAGGACUCCAUCGACAGCAGCACCCUGCUGGUGGGGCCGGACACGCCCACCGAUGGCGACGCCGCGGGCGCCGCGGCGACAGACCGCCCCGGCAACGGCACGCUCAGCACGGCGGUGUAGGGCGGUGUGCAGGGCGACUCGGGUUCGAUCGACAGCACAACUCUGCUCCCAUCGCUGGACACUAAGACGGGUCUGCGGAGGAUUUUACAUUUAAGUUUCUUUCAAAAAAUAAAAGAAUAAAAAACAGAACAAAGACCUGAAACGGAUUUUACCCGCCGCGGUUUGGACUUUAGCUCUUCCGACGCGUCGCUCCGUUACACUCAGUUCUGUCCCCAUCUCAGCGUUCCAACACAGUGGCUCAAACGCAGGCUUUACCGAAUCCACUUUCGCUGACUGUGCUCAUAUGGCUAACGUACCAUUGGUCAAGGGUCAGGGGUCAGAGUCUGGCUUUCAUAUGGACUCAUUUGCCAAGGUGUGCGGAGCUCAAACUCGUGUGUGUAUGUGUGUGUGAGAGAAUCAGAGAGCGUGCAUGCAUGUGUGCGUAGGGGUGGGGACUUCUGUAACGUAGGUGUUCAGGCAUCAUGGAAGAGGAGCAUCGUUAUUUCUCUUAAAAUGUCUUGUGUGAGAUGUCAAGUAGAUUUUAUUAGUCUUUGCCAUAACAUCUGUGUGUGUGUGUGUGUGUGUGUGUAUAAAUGUGUGUGUAUAUAUGUAUGUAUAUGUACCCACUCUUACAUGUACAUACAUAGACUCACACACACACACAAAUGCACACUUAUGGAAAACUGCUAAUUCUCUGCAGGUCAUCUGUGGUGCAUUACCAAUUAGAGAAUUUUACAAUUAUGUGUUUGUAUUUUUAAAAUGAGUAUAUAAUCAAGAAAGGAACACCACACCAUUAACUUCUGCUGCUGUACUGCUGUCAGACUGAACACCAUUGAGUUAAUGCACUCUGUGUACAGUGUGAGACUGAACACUGCAGAGUUUAUGUGCUCAGGGUAGCAGUGUGAGACUGAACACUGCAGAGUUAAUGCACUCUGUGUACAGUGUGAGACUGAACACUGCAGAGUUAAUGUGCUCAGGGUAGCAGUGUGAGACUAAGCACUGCAGCGUUAGUUGUGGUCAGUGGGAGUCUGAAUACUAUCAUUUCUAGCUCAUUAACUCCUGCAAGACAGAAAACUUGAUUUUGUGACACUAAUGAGCACUCUGCAUGUCCAGCCUCUGGGGUCAAAGGUCAGAGGUCAUAGGUCUGCAGAAGAGCUGUGUCCUGUGAGCGGACCGGUGAAGUUCAGUCCUGAGUGGGAUAAGCGGGUAAAAUGUGUUGCUCUGUAGAAGCUGGCCUCAGCGCCGGGUCAAAGCCAACACGGCACCUUCUCUGGCCCUCCUCCCUCUGGGAUUGCUUCCGUUCAACUGUUUUUUUAUUUGUGAUCCCCCCCCCCCCCCCACAUUGACAAUCUUGUGUAGAAAAUCCACGCGCUCGCGUAGUAAUAAAAUAAACUAUUUACGGCGCUCAAAUGAAACGUGUAGCUGUACACAGUCAGUGGCUGGUGCGAGGCGAUGCUAAAGUAAAUGGCUGUGCAUUCAUGGCCCCGCGGGACACAGGAACACAGAGCUGAUGUUCUCUACCGCUACCAACGACGCCUUCGUGUUCGGCUCAUUCCGCUCAAGGUGUGCACAGCAAUGUUUUCCCCUACAUCAACGACUGCUACCUGCGCGCGAAUGCGUGUGUGUGUGCAUAUACCUGUGGGUGUGUAUAUACCUGUAGGUGUGUACGGGUUUACAGGUAUUGUUCGUUUCCAGAUGGAUUCCUUACAUGCAUGUUUUAUGAUUCGGGCAUGUGGAGAGAAUGUUUUUUUUUUCGUUUUUUUUAAAAAAUCACAUUAGCAUAAAGACUGUCCUGCUGUCGGCAGACUCUCCCCAAACUGAAACUUCAGAAAACGUUUUCCUUUCAUUUGUGAAUUAACGGGCGCCGUGCUGUUUUAAAAUAUUGUAGUCGGAUUAUGUAGAAUGAGUAUGGAUUUUUUUGUUGUUGUUGUCUUCAAGUCCUUGUGAAUUUAUUUUAGUUUUAUUGAUUGUUUUUUUCUUUUUUUUUUUUUCUUUUCCUGUUAUUUUAAUUAUUUCGUUAAAAUUCUUUCUGGGGACAGGUAUUGAGGUUUUCUUGCGAAGGACCUGUACGUGUAAUUUACGCCAAAUAAAGCAACAUGAAGGAAGGAA
Anguilla rostrata (American eel) is the source of this 3934-nucleotide messenger RNA. RefSeq names its product integral membrane protein DGCR2/IDD-like. Gene Ontology annotation, molecular function: protein binding. The coding region runs from base 236 to 1846 and encodes 536 amino acids. The record is from RefSeq and is a predicted model, not a curated record. The transcript is spliced from 11 exons. Lineage: Eukaryota; Metazoa; Chordata; Actinopteri; Anguilliformes; Anguillidae. Gene Ontology annotation, cellular component: membrane.